Messenger RNA from Symbiodinium sp. CCMP2592, 2463 nucleotides. The record is from the annotation of a GenBank genome assembly. Lineage: Eukaryota; Dinophyceae; Suessiales; Symbiodiniaceae.
AUGGAUAACGCCUCUGCUCGUGAAGCCGCUCCUGACUCCACCUUGCGUUGCCUCUUUCCAGUUGCUGAGCAACAUGGUCAAGCCCUGGCUUGCCGCACAGAACGCGACUACCAUCUCCACUAUGCUCUCGCCGAGAUCACUUUUCACCCUGGCGUCGUGGUCUCGUUGAUGACAACAUGUUCGCGCUUAUACUAUGCAGUCCGGGCCCUCCUUCGUGAUCGUGGACUACAGUACACAUUUUAUGUGGACCGCGGACUUCAACGCUGGAUCUUCGUUCCCUCCAGCUACAAGGAGUUGGGCCUGAUCCGACUCGGGCAUGUUCACCUUCCGCAGCCGUUUUGCACCUGCGGCCCCUUUCCGUGGGCUCCUUGUCACGGUCUUUCCGGGACGAUCGCGCACACAGCCGGGCUUCACCUCCUCGGUCCCGACGACACCGGAGCCGAACCCCGGCCCUGCAUACACCAGAGCAUCAUCGCCGCAACCGCAGUGAUACUUCGACCACACAUCUUCGGCACCGAGAUCCCAGGGACGACUCUCCUCCACGUCGUCGCCUACAGUACUCCUCACCACGCCCAUCGGCUCGACGACAUCGUCCCCCUCAAGAUCCAGACCGCCGUCUGCAACACUCCGACAGCCGUGUGCAUUCCGCUCAUCCGCUUUAUGAUGAUCACUCCCGUGUUCCUUCCACCGGUGCACCCCCUGCUCGACGUGAACCUCGCCGUGAUCGUCGAGACAAUCCUCCCGCUCGAGAUCAUCGCUUGCUUCAGGUUGCCUCGACCAUCAAUGAUCUCUUACCCCACGGUGAAGCUGCCGCAAGGACGACCGGGACUCCUUGACCAAAUUCAACGAUUGCAACAGGAGAACGACCAGCUUCGGACGCUCGCUGCCGGCACGGGCGCUGAAACCCUGCCUCAUCCACUUGCGGAGCCCAACCCACCGCCAGACGCUGCCACCAGGCUCCGCGACUCCUUCGCAAAGUUUGAGAAACUUGAUCGCCGUGCUGUUCUUGAGUCCUAUCCGCCCAAAACCGCUUCUACCACCGACAUGAAGAAAUGGCUUGACAGUCUCCUGAAACUCCACCACGAAUCCUACACGACGAAGCUCACCGAGCUGCAGGGCAUCUUACGCGAGGCUGCCUCGGGCGUCCUCCCGCCCCUCGACAAAACUCUUGUGGAUUGGGGGUUGUCCGUCACCCUGGCUUCCAAGUUGUCGGAGGCCAAUCAGCAAAAAUUACUGGCGAUGACCGCGGUUCUCGCCACCUUCAAGCCGGCAGCCGCCCCGCCACACCCCGAUGAUGUCAAGAUCCGUGACCGCCUGGCCGAACUCAUCGACCGCCACACUAAUCUGUUCUACGGGUUCUUCCGCAUCGGGGACAACUAUUAUCAUGGUUUAUUUGUGCUGACCUUCGACAUCGGCGUCAUUGCGGCACUCUCUGCCACCAACCGACAUCUCAACGAUGCACUCGCCAUCUACCUCCUUGCUCGCUCCAUGACCACAGUGGCACUUCUACCCGCUCAUCGUUCUGAACCUCCCAGCCUUCUUCGACGACGUCUUCCACUUGGAUCGGAGUUCUCGAGCAUCGUACGGUUUUCAUCUUUGACCUACCGGUUGGGCAUUCCUUCCUACUUGACUGCGUUCGAUUGCACAGAGCCGUAUCAGUCUUAUUGCUUAUUGCUUAUUCACAUCCUCGACACGCCGAUGGCGAACUUCGUGCCGGAGACGUUGCUGGACUUGCCCACUACUGCCGAGUACCGCGAAUGGGUGACCGUGGCCAGGGAGUCCCGCCGUGAUCGCGCUGCACUGCCUCCCUCGAUUACCGUUGUCUCGUCAUCGUCCGGAGUUGCGCCCAUUUCUCUCGCCUUCACCGACGUCCCGGUCAACUUUUGGCUAUCUCCGUUCCUGCUCCUGCGUGGCUGGCUCGUGCCACAAUCACAAGCUGCACCUCGACCACACAUCUACCACAUCAUGAACGAGGUCAUGGCGGAGGCAGCCAACAUGUUCCAUGAAGUCGUACAGAUCGCUGAUAACUCUUACCACGGCCUCUUCGAGAUCGUGCUCGACUUGUACGUCACAACCCAACUUCUUCGGGUCAGUCGCAUGAUGAACUACGAGGUCAUCCAUUUCUUGCAUGGCCGCAACAUUACACACUUCAUUACCCGAGAUGUUCAUCAACCACGACCUUCUCAACUACUACCGGGUGAACCUGCCCCUCGUAUGCGCGGACCAUUCCUUCCUCCGCGCGCGCUGCCAAUCGGCACCGCCUUCGCUGACGUGGUACGGUUCUCUGAUGCCGUGUUGACGUUGAUGAUCCCUCACGAGCUCCAUACGUGGGAGGCCAUGGAGCUGUUGCAAACCCAGAUACGGUGCCUACGAGCCCGCUCCUACUUGCUGCUGGGACAAUGCCUUCACUACCACCGGCGCGUGUUUGCCUCAACCGCUUCCGCUGCCGCAUCGGAUCCGUGA